Messenger RNA from Eimeria necatrix, 375 nucleotides. RefSeq lists its product as hypothetical. The record is from RefSeq and is a predicted model, not a curated record. The transcript is spliced from 3 exons. Bases 1 to 375 code for a protein of 124 amino acids. NCBI's taxonomy places the organism in Eukaryota, Apicomplexa, Conoidasida, Eucoccidiorida, Eimeriidae.
AUGUCUCGUUUUAUGCUUUUCGGCGCCUUGCUCGCGGCUUUCGAGCCCUUCUCUGCUGUUGAAUCUGCUCAGUAUGGCGCGGAUUUUGCAGCUGCAGACGCAGACACGGUGCUGCGCGAGCUCCCUUCCGUCCAGGUUUCAGAUGCUCGCCUGAGAGGAAAGGCUGCAGCGGACCUCACUAGGGCCCUUUUGGGUCUUUCCUUGGUGACUGCUCUGAUGGCAGUUGUUUUCUUGGUGCUGCACUGCUACAAAACCUUGCGCCUUAACUCUAACCUCGGCACGGCCGUGAGACGGCUUGCAGAAGACGAUGAACCCCAAUGCUCCGUUUCCACGGGAUUUACUCCUGCCAUGCCCAACGUGUACAGAAGCCGUUAG